Molecule: messenger RNA, 526 nt
Organism: Gossypium raimondii (Peruvian cotton)
Lineage: Eukaryota; Viridiplantae; Streptophyta; Magnoliopsida; Malvales; Malvaceae
Product: protein transport protein Sec61 subunit gamma
Exons: 3
Coding region: 98-307 (69 amino acids)
Biological process (GO): post-translational protein targeting to membrane, translocation; protein targeting
Cellular component (GO): Ssh1 translocon complex; membrane
Molecular function (GO): transmembrane protein transporter activity
Source: RefSeq, a predicted model, not a curated record
AUAUCAGCUUGAUUAGUCCUUAUAUAAUAGAUCCACAGAUCUUAACAAAAAUAGUAAAUUUCCUCCAAAGACCAAAGCAAAACCAGGAAAGGGAAAAAUGGACGCAAUUGAUUCAGUUUUCGAUCCGCUAAGAGAGUUCGCUAAGGAUAGUGUUCGUCUUGUCAAGAGAUGCCACAAGCCCGAUCGAAAAGAAUUUACGAAGGUGGCGUUUCGUACAGCGAUCGGAUUCGUGGUUAUGGGAUUCGUAGGGUUUUUCGUCAAGCUCAUCUUCAUCCCCAUUAACAACAUUAUUGUUGGAUCUGGUUAGGAAGCAUGAGAAACAGUACCAAGUUUCGGACUGUAGGCAAAAGAUCGAAGUUAGAAGUGGAUGCAAUUGACUGAGAGGUACAUCAUCUGAUUUCAUGAACUAAUUCAAACUUAGACAUGGAAAUUUCUAGUUUUCUUUAUAUUCAAUAUGUUUGAGAUUAUUUUUGUUUUAGCAUUGUAAUAGAAUCUUGUUGAAAUAAACACAAUCAUUCUGACCUCA